AUGGAGCGCACGAACCCCGGGCACUCAUCAAAAAACAGCAAUGUAACCACCUGCACGUACUACGUCGUUUCAUCAAUCGUCGCUGGCGCCAUGACCCUGUGUGUGGCCCUGCGCCUGUACGUUCGAUUUCGGAUAACCCGGAGUCCGUGGUGGGAUGAUGCAAAUGCUGUUCUUUCCUUGGUGAGCAAUCCUCGGCAUGGUACUAUUAAGCACAUAAUAACCUCGGCUUUCAUCAGUUGUUGGAACCUUCGAGCGUACACUGGCCUGAUCUGGAGAAGUGACUAUUCCCGCCCUUGCUUUAGGUUAGGUAUGGCCAUGGCACUAACCAAAGCAUUGGGAAUUAGUGACGCAGCUAAGCCUCAUCUCCGCAACCAUCGCCCUAAUGGCCAAAACUUCACAAAGAUCACCCUCCUCCUGCUAUACCUGCGGCCCUUCUUCAUAAAGACCGGCCUCAAGGUCGCCAUCUGGAUCGGGCUCGUCUUCUGCAACGCCUAUUCCUUCGCACACGUCUUCGUGUACAAUCUCGUGGACCGCGGGCCCCUCGUGGCCGUCACGCACUCUGUCAGCAUUGUUGGCGCCGUCAGCGACGUGUAUAUCCUCGCAUUGCCCAUGUAUGUCGUCGCCCAGCUACACAUGAGGGCCGCGAAGAAGGGUCGCGUUGCGGCGGUUUUCUUGACGGGGCUUUUGUUCCACUAUACGUCGGAUCAAACGUGGUCUCUGCUGCCGAUCUACAUCGUCCGAAUCGUGGAAACAGGCGUCGGGAUCAUCUGCAGCUGCCUGCCGAUUCUGCCGCCGCUCUUCAAAGCCAAGGAUGACAAGCAGAUGCGAGGCCAGAGGCUGCCAGUCUUCCCCCCGCGCGGCCCGCAGAAGCCGUUGCCGGUGAAUGGGUCGUUGGUGUCCAGCGAGGGAGGCUUCCACGCCGAUAUUCCAAUUUCGAUUGGGACUUUGAAUGAGGCUAGUUCGUCGUCCUAG
Aspergillus mulundensis is the source of this 972-nucleotide messenger RNA. RefSeq lists its product as uncharacterized. The coding region runs from base 1 to 972 and encodes 323 amino acids. Lineage: Eukaryota; Fungi; Ascomycota; Eurotiomycetes; Eurotiales; Aspergillaceae. The record is from RefSeq and is a predicted model, not a curated record. The transcript is spliced from 5 exons.